AAGGGAGCUUGGUUGAAGACAGAACUGGGGUCUGUGACUUGCUCUCGGGCAGUGUUUGAUCGGUGCAUCGUUUCUCCCUGGAAAGGGAGGGAGGCUUGGAGGUCGAGAGGGAGUCACCGCUGCAGCCCGAACUCGAAGUCGCUAGGACUUCUCUCAAACUUGUGUGCUGAGGAGACUCGAUGUUGGCCUCAGCAACUAGGCUGAAGUCAGCAGAUUGACUCAUGAAAACUUAUGUACUGAGACAAAGAAAAGGAUCUAGCAGAAAGCAACAUCUCUUAUCCUGGGGUUGGCAGCAGGGAAGAGGACAAGGAGUGGAAAUCCUGCAAUCUGAAAAGCAGACUGAAAGGUGACAAAGAAGCUGAAGAUGGGUGGUGGAGAGAGGUAUAACAUUCCAGCCCCCCAAUCUAGAAAUGUUAGUAAGAAUCAACAACAGCACAGUAGACAGAAGACCAAGGAUCGGAAUCCCCAGGUGAAGAUCAUUCAUAAGAAAAAAAAAAGAGGACACCGGUACAGUCCACCGGCAGCUGCAUGGCAGGCCAUGCAGAGUGGGGGAAAGAACAAGAACCUCGCUAACAACUCCAACUGGAAUGCCAGCUUAUCAAGUCCAAGCUUGCUUUUUAAGCCUCAAGCUAACCAAAACUAUGCUGGAGCCAAAUUUAGUGAACCACCAUCACCAAGUGUUCUCCCCAAGCCACCAAGCCACUGGGUUCCUGUUUCAUUGAGCAGUUCAGAUAAGGAGAUAAUGACAUUUCCACUCAAAACCCUACUUAAAGUCCAGGUUUAA
Molecule: messenger RNA, 784 nt
Organism: Mesocricetus auratus (golden hamster)
Lineage: Eukaryota; Metazoa; Chordata; Mammalia; Rodentia; Cricetidae
Product: proline-rich nuclear receptor coactivator 2
Biological process (GO): nuclear-transcribed mRNA catabolic process, nonsense-mediated decay
Cellular component (GO): P-body; nucleus
Source: RefSeq, a predicted model, not a curated record